AAUAAAAAGUCUUUGUCAAAAUAUCGAUUGUAAAUAUCGAAUAAUUUCGAUAUAUCGAUAUUAAAUGAAUAUCCCUACGCCACAGUUAUUUUUGGUAUCUAUGGUUAUUUUGUUAGAAGUGACGACAGCCUGUGUGUAAAGUAAAUAAAUAAUUAAUAAUUAAAUAAAAUUGUUUCGGGCCGCAAGCAGCAUUAUGGCAGAUAUUAGUAAAUAUCUUGAGACACAACUAGCACUCGCUAAGCAAAAAAGUGAACAAACAUGUAGUAAAAUUAAUAGAAUAUCAAAAAAAAGUCAAACUGCUGCGGAACUUACAUCCAAAAAAGAAGAAAAGCAGUUCAUCAGAAAUAAUCCUAAAAUUUCAAGUAAGAAUACAAACACGUCUCACCACCAAAAACUAAACUCUUCUGCAACAAAAGGUUCAGAUGAAGAAAGUGAGUAUUUACCAUCUUCUGAAGAAGAUGAAAAAUCAAAACAGCUUAUGCCAUCGACAACCACUCGCUUCAAGAGUAACUUAAAGAAAAUCAUAGAUGAUGGAGAUAAAACCCUGUACAACAAAAGAAUUAAAGAUUGGAGGAAAAACUUAGCAGAUGCACAAGUCAAAAAUGUCAUUGAUGGACCAUAUUCUGCAGAUAUUCAAUAUAUUUUAGAAGGCAAUAAAGACUUUGAAGAAAAACAUGAACUUCAGAAUGGUCUCUGUGUGCCAAACUUUAUAUGGAAUCAAUUGUACAAAUAUCAGAAAACGGGAGUUAAAUGGUUAUGGGAACUACAUCAAGUAGAAUCUGGCGGCUUACUUGGAGAUGAAAUGGGCUUGGGAAAAACUGUACAAGUUAUUGCCUUCCUUGCUGGUCUUUCUAAUACUGAUUGUGGUUCUUGGGGAGGGCUUGGUCCGUCUAUCAUUGUUGCCCCUGCAACGGUUAUAUAUCAGUGGGUAUCACAUUUUCAUUAUUGGUAUCCUUGUUUGAGAGUUGCAGUGCUACACAAUUCCGGUUCCCACAAUGGAAAUUACAAUAAACUUAUUCGUGAUUUACAUGAAUCUCAUGGUGUAUUGUUAAUAACAUAUGCAGGAGUAGUGAAGUAUUCCAAUGAUUUAUUGUCUCGCAAAUGGCAUUACGUAAUUUUAGAUGAAGGCCAUAAAAUUAGAAACCCAGAAACGCAAAUCAAUAAACAUAUAAAAAAAUUUAAAACUCCUCAUAAAUUACUUAUAACUGGUUCACCAAUGCAAAACAGUCUGCAAGAGUUAUGGUCAUUGUUUGAUUUUAUGAGACCAGGUUUAUUAGGUACAUAUAAUGCAUUUAUGGAAUAUUUCGCUAAUCCUAUAACUCAGGGGGGUUAUGCAAAUGCGACUGAAACUCAAGAAGCUGUAGCUUUGGAAAUAGCUAUAGCCCUUAAAAAUAUUAUUACACCUUACAUGUUGAGACGAACAAAACUGGAAGUUCAAGAACAUAUAAAAUUACCUGAAAAGAAUGAACAAGUACUAUUUUGUGCAUUGACUCAGGAACAACGAGAUUUGUACAUGGGAUACCUUAUGGGCAGCACAGUAAGAAGUAUUCUUGAUAAAGAAAGUAGGUAUGGCGAUCCUUUCAGAGCCAGAGUUUUGGUUGCUCUUUCUACUCUUAGAAAAAUAUGUAAUCAUCCAGAUUUAUACCUAUAUGAAAUUCAAGAAGAUGAUUCACAAAUCUUAGAUGAGAAAUUUGGUCAUUGGAAAAGAUGUGGUAAAAUGACUGUAGUAAACUCAUUACUAAGAAUAUGGAAAAAGCAAGGACAUCGAGCAUUAAUUUUCUCCCAAUCCAGAGUUAUGUUGUGCCUACUGGAACAGUAUCUACAAAAUCAAGAUUUCAAAUAUCUAAAAAUGGAUGGUACAGUUACAAUUAGUCAGAGGCAGAGUAUUAUUAAAACUUUUAAUGAAAAUGCUGAUUACUUAGUAUUUCUUUCAACUACAAGAGUUGGUGGCUUGGGUGUUAAUCUAACAGGUGCCAACAGAGUUAUUAUAUACGAUCCAGAUUGGAACCCAGCAACAGAUAAUCAGGCAAAAGAAAGGGCCUGGAGAAUUGGUCAACAGAAAAAUGUUACAGUUUAUAGAUUAAUAUCAGCAGGUACAAUUGAAGAAAAAAUUUAUCAAAGGCAAAUUUUCAAACAUUUUCUUAGUAAUAAAAUUCUCAUAGAUCCUAAUCAGAAGAAUGUCCUUACAACCAGUAAUUUACAAGGGUUGUUUACAUUGGAUGAACCAAAUCCAGAAGGAGACACUGAAACAUCAUCACUAUUUAAACAUUCAAAAGUGUAUGCUAACACAAGCAAAGAAAAAAAGAUUGAUAUUGACAGUAAAACUUCUUCUCAAAGAAAAAUUGAAGCAAUGAGGAGAAUGGCAAAAGAAAUCAGCAGAAAAAUAACUAAGAACACAGAAGAUAAAUUGUUAUCCCCACUCCAUGAAGAUCCAAGGCAGCGGUAUAGAAAAAGAAGAGAAAUUUUGAUGAAUCCACCCAAAAUAGAAGAACCUGAAAAUAACAUAAUUGAUGACAAAAUUACAAGUGCCCCUUUUGAAAGUAUUAUGUCCGAACUAGAUAUUGUUAACAUGCAUAAGAAGGUAGAUUAUGAGAAAAAUUUAAUAGAAAAUGUUUUACAGAAAACAAGUGAAACAGAUGACAAAACUAAAGCAAGUAACAAUAGUUGCGAAAUUCAAAUUGAUAAAACUGAAAAGGAUAUUAGUAAGAAAACUAUAGAUCCUAAUCUUUCAGAACCAUCUUCCUCUACAUUAAUGUGCAAUAUUUCUGUAGUCAUAAAAAAUGAAGUCAAUAAAAAGACUAAAAAAAGAAAAUAUUCACUUGAACCUGAUAUAGAGAAUUUGAUAGCAAUUAAAAAAGUUAAGAAGAAGAGAAGCAAAAGAGUUGCAAGCAAAGAUAAUGAUGAUGACUAUGUUUUGAAGAAAUUAUUUUCAAAAGCAUCUGUGAAGACAGCUUUACAUCACGAUACUGUCGUCGGAUUAGCAGAAAAGGAAAAGCAACACAGAAUGAAAGAAGAAGCUACAAGGACAGCAAAAAAAGCUUUAAGAGCCAUUAAAUUUUCAUGGAAAUAAUAAAUAAUUGUUAUAAAUCUAAUCCUUUAUUUUUGGUAUUAUUUGACUCUCAGAUUAUAGAUCAAAAGGCAGAUGGAACGCAUGGAACAUGCAAUUGCUGCCACCAAAGCAAAUACGAAGUCAAAGGUUUUUUUUUAUUUGUGAAAAGUUUUUUCAAUGUUUGAACAAGGCGGCACAGAUUUGAUAAAAACUUAAUAUUCACGGGACGUAUUCACAACUCAAUGUGUUGUAGUGUACUGAAGUGAGUUGAUAUUCGCUUUUGACUUGAUAUUUGCUUUGGUGGCACUUUAGUUUUGUAAUCUGAGUUUAAAGUAAACAAUAUGCCUGGGUUAUUUUUUUGGUGUAAAAGCGAAAAAUAUCGAAAACACAGGUUGUUUUCGAUUAAUAUUUUCAACCAACUUGCAUAUAUUUUAAGAUUCUUUUUAGAUAAUUGUUACUGUAAUAUUCAAUAACUUGCUUGCUACGAUACAAACAAGAAUGUAAUGAGUUACUUACUUAGGUAUUCUUAAAAUGUGGUUAACACAUAGAUUAAAACAAAAAACGAGCGAGCCUUACAGUAUCAGUAGUCGCGUAUGAUGUGAACAUUAUGAAUGAAAUUUGAACAUUAUGUUAUAAAG
This is a messenger RNA of Chilo suppressalis (striped riceborer), 3687 nucleotides long. The record is from the annotation of a GenBank genome assembly. Lineage: Eukaryota; Metazoa; Arthropoda; Insecta; Lepidoptera; Crambidae.